ACUAACGGUGGUGCCGAAAAAGAAAACAGCCGAAAAAGUUGAAAUCAAACAAAUAGCGGAAAAUACGAGAAGUAAACGAAGUUCAUAUAUUACUUCGACGCGCGUGAUGAAGGAGAACAACAAAAUCCUCCAGCUCAUCUAUGUGGCGUGGCGCGAACGCUGGUCGGACUCCCAGUGGGGCAUUAACAUAAAAAAGGUGCUGCCAAGGGGAGUCAGUGGCGAUGUGUAUAAUCUAGCCGAUUGCUUGAUGCAGCAGGCACUUAUUGGCUCCACAGCAAACCCGUUGGUUCUGAACUACCUAAAGCACUCGCUGUGCGCCCAUCUUGUCUCACAUGCUGCUGUUAUUCGUUGCAUUGCGAAAUAUGAUAAACUAGAGCGCGUCUAUUGCAUCACAGCGCUUCUGGAGUUCUUGGCCAGUAUAGUGGAUGGCGUAACCUGCCGAAUUAAAUCUGAGGAAGCUGUGUUACCGAGCUCAGUGGUUCAUCUGGUCUAUUGGCUGCUCCAGAUCUUUGCUAGAACCGUCCAACACUAUGAACUUUAUGGGGAGAUUAGCGCUGAGCAAUCGUAUAUGCUGGAUCAGACCUGUGUGGUGAUCGAACGCCUAAGCCAGCAGCAGUUCCUGCUCUCUAUGCUGUACGUGGGCUGCCACGAAGAACUAGAAAUAUGUGGAAGGAUUCGGGAUAAGUACGCCAGCAUCAAAGGAUCGCUAACGAACUCCAAUUUCACGCUAAAUGCGCCGAACGUGGAGCAACAACUUCAGCAGUUGGCUUAUAUUGAAGCCAAGCACCUUGACAUACAGCCAUUAAAUCCCCCUUCAACGCUGGAGAAGAUCUCUUGCUGUGUACAACCUUUGUUGGCGGUUGAAGUGCUUCUCAAUCCCUGCAAGGAUACCAGCUACUACGUGGCUGAGCUGCAGAUGUUGCAGCGAUUGAAAAUGUACUCAAAUACGCGCCUCUUCUACGAAAUUAUUCGUGCUGGAUUUCUCACGCUGAGCAAUGUUGCGGAUACAAGUCCGGACACCAUGUGGGGUGCUUUUAUGUUCUUUAAGAUGCCGCACAUUAUCAAGCAGCUGCACGCCUUGCAGCGGAUUCCCGGGGAGCAACCACCGCCAGCAGAUUAUAUACCUGAGUUGGUUGAGGCUUUGGAGCUCCUUAUUGAGGAUAACCUGCUGCUAGACUUUAUGGACACCAAGUGCUCGUGCAAUAUGAUCGAGUUCCUUCUAAAUGAUUGGACCAAGCAGCAGUUGGUAAGCGAUGUCCAUGUAAAGAAGUUCGCUGGUCAAAGGGAAGUCGCCUCUCAGCUACUAAAAAAAUGCGACAAUGGUCAACAGACACCCUCCAACAUAAACUUCAUCAAGCGCGCAGAGGUUCCGCUUUCGGGAGUGCUAAAGACACUGUGUACCAACAAGGUGCAGGAUAUGGUAAAUGUCCUUUGCCAGGUUCCGGUGGGAAACAGCUUCGAGUUGAUUCUUUCCGUGGCCACUGUAGAAGGACGCCUCAAGACAUUCGUAUCGCGCUUGAUCCAGUGCAAUGAGAACUCCAAGCCGGUUCCGGGCGAGCUGGGCAAGCUCUGCGUCAUUCGCUCCACGCUUUUUGAUGUAUCUUUUUUGAUGUUGACUAGCAUUGUUCAAACCUAUGGAUCCGAUGUGGUCUUAUCUGAACGUGGCGACUCCUUCUUUGAGAAAUGGGUGCGUGAGUGCAUGGUGGAACGAAAUAAGCUUAAGAACCCCCGCCAAAUUCUUGCCCUUUGCGAUGAUGCGAUUGUGGACGAGCUUUUGCUUAGUUUAAGCAAACCAGAGGCAGCUCAACUAAAGCCAAGUAGUUUAAGUUGGCAGGAGACUUGCCUAAAUCUGCCUGGAGUGCUCCAUCACGUCCUUAUAGCUUGGGAACAGGAGACCCUCUCUUCAGCAGAUGUAAAAAGUAUUCUGGAUAAUAUUAAGCGGAGACUGUUCAGCUUCUCCGUCUGCGCGACUAGUUUCCUGUGUGCCUACAUGUAUUCGGUGAAAGAAACAGAGCUUCUGAAGCCACUGAACAUGAUACAGCAAUUCUUGGCGCCGUUAACCAGCGAGGAGCUCUCUAGCCAGGAAAAUGCAAAGGAGCGUCUUGCUCUGUCUUAUCAAAUCAUCAGGAAAAUGCAACAUGAUGUGCAUCCUGCACCAAGCACAAAAUCCCGCCUGAUUUCACACUCCCCACUGGUCGAGCAAUUCCGAGAGGUGUGGCGUACAGUAGUCGAUGCUGGUCAUCUGCCCGUUCGCGCUGCCCAGUCAUUGGAGUCCCUGCUCCUGGCCGGCGGAGCGGCGUGGCUGACGACACAGAUGGUUGAACAGUUGCUAGCCUGCAAGUACACAAGGGAUAUGUCUCGAUCGAUGGAUGUAGUGUUUGCUGUAAUGCACCUUGACAUUGAGAAGACCACAGAAGCCUUGCUGCAGUACGUGGUAGCCCCAUUAAUACUUCGGCGACAAGGUGACGACAUAAAUGAGCCCCAAUCUCUUGUGCUGGCCCGCCUAUGUGUAUAUUGUAUUAUCUCCUGCCUGGAAAUCCGUAAAGGGAAUGCCUCAUCCGCUUUGACAGCCAUGAAAAAGCGAUCAAGAUCUCACGAUGAGGAGGAACUGGCGGCAAACGCAGCCAAGGUACGCAAGGUUAUUGGUGAAGGCAGUGACAACUCCAGCGACUUUGCCGAAUCCGCAGCCGGUGGCGGUCUAGCAGCUUUAUUGGGAUCAACAUCCAGCACCGAGUUGCGGACCACGCCGCUAACAUUAAGAGAACCACUACACACCAGUGUUCAGCAUAUUUUUGGAGUAUUUGUGCAGUUUGUCAGUGGAGAUGAAUUGUCGCCUAAGGCAGUCUUUGUCUAUCAGUUCAUAUCGCUGCUGGUGGAAUGUGGUGGUGAUCGAGUGGCCCCCGUGCUACGACUGCUGCCCACCACCUUGGUUCAGCAGUUGCUUAAGGUUCUGGUCACCGACGAUAUACGAGUGGGUUUGAUCAGCAGACUAUACGACCUACGACUCCAAGCAGGAAGACAGUCGGCGGUGGCCGAUUUAUGUCUAUGGCGGAAUAUGCAGAUGGCCAGGCACAGCAUUCACCUGUGAGAAAUUUCGAGGAGUGCCUUCUGAGGCGUGCCGAUUAAUAUUAAGAGACGGGCGGGAGAAAUUGCUAAAUGAAUUGUAUUAAAAACUAGAAAUUGGUGA
Drosophila eugracilis is the source of this 3187-nucleotide messenger RNA. It is a transcript of the gene MED24, whose product is annotated as mediator of RNA polymerase II transcription subunit 24. The transcript is spliced from 7 exons. The record is from RefSeq and is a predicted model, not a curated record. Gene Ontology annotation, cellular component: mediator complex. Lineage: Eukaryota; Metazoa; Arthropoda; Insecta; Diptera; Drosophilidae. Gene Ontology annotation, molecular function: transcription coregulator activity. Bases 107 to 3088 code for a protein of 993 amino acids.